Molecule: messenger RNA, 735 nt
Organism: Planococcus citri (citrus mealybug)
Lineage: Eukaryota; Metazoa; Arthropoda; Insecta; Hemiptera; Pseudococcidae
Exons: 2
Coding region: 54-602 (182 amino acids)
Source: RefSeq, a predicted model, not a curated record
GCAGAAAACUGCAUCAGUAGGUAUAGGUGAGUCUGAGUAUAUAAGAUAGAAGCAUGAAAAGUCCAUGUUUACUCAUCGUCGUGUUGGCAACAGUUUACUGGCAGCCAGCUGCAGGACGUGAUCAAUUGCCGACAAUACCAUCACUUCAAGAUUUUUCACCGAUUAACAUUUUAACUCCUACUACUGUUAAUUUCCUCAAAGGAAUCCCGAAUUUGUUCGGUUUGUGCUCUGCGAUCAAAUCGAUACCUCAUGGGAUCGUCUUAAAGAUGAAAGAUUUUCUCGAGGAGAUCGUCGAAGACAUACCAGACGAUAACUUACUCAAAUUCCACUUCAAUAAUGUCAUAUUCCUUAUUGAUUCUUACAAAAAUAUAAUCGACGCUAAGAAAGAACUUGCUCGCAAGUUCAAAAAGAGGAUCAAUAAUUUAAAACCAAAUACCGAUGAGCCCACCAUGUUUCGAGAUAUUACCAAAGCGAUUAUUAAUCCCUUCGAACCAUUUCUUAAGCCGUUCAUGCCGGACGAGGAUGAGAGCCCUUUAAGAUCUCUACUACCAACAGCUCCGCCAAAAAAGAAAAUUAAACUGAUAGAUCUUGGUCGCAAGUAAAAUGAAUCACAUGAGGUGGGAAGUGGUCAUUUUACAAGCUCGCUGCCUAGUUCUAAAAGCUAAAGAAAUGAUGAUUUUUCAUUCAUAAAAAUGUGAUUGGAGUUUGAAAUAAAAACGAUUUUGAAAAUUUGUA